Phyllopteryx taeniolatus (common seadragon) is the source of this 5872-nucleotide messenger RNA. RefSeq names its product progestin and adipoQ receptor family member IVa (gene paqr4a). Gene Ontology annotation, molecular function: signaling receptor activity. The transcript has 3 exons. The record is from RefSeq and is a predicted model, not a curated record. Gene Ontology annotation, cellular component: membrane. NCBI's taxonomy places the organism in Eukaryota, Metazoa, Chordata, Actinopteri, Syngnathiformes, Syngnathidae. The coding region runs from base 1583 to 2509 and encodes 308 amino acids.
AUUUUGUCCAUCUUUUUAAAGGCUUCUUCCGGGGGUCUUCACCAUCACUGCUAAGCUAGCAAGCUAAGUUUGAAGUCUUUUUCGGACAAUCAACAUUCAGCAUCAUCAGGCUAAAGAAGCCUUCACCAGGGUGUUUCUUUGUUUGGUUCUCAGGGUGUGAUUUUCAACUUGUUUCCUUUUUAACCAUUUUUUUGUGUUACCAAUCCCCCUUUGAAAAGAAACGUAAUAGUUGAAAAACAUGUUUUUUUUUUAUAGGCUUCUGAUUUCAAAACUGGCUAUUCAUCAAUGCGUUGCGUAUACUGUCUGUAAUUACAGUAUAUGAGAUAGUCUUUCCUUUAUAUGGGUUCACGUAUAACUAGGAUGUGGCCCGUGACAAAAAUGAGUUUGACACCCCUGUUCUCCAGGAACCAACUUUUGAAUUUGAAGCACUUUACUUUGAUGACCUGCGUUGUAAUGAUUGGGUUGUUAUCUUGUAAUGGGCUAUGCUUCCACACAAAGGUUACUUCGUUAAUCCCUCAUUCCCAUGCUUGAAAAGUCUUUUGUUGUGUCUGCGUGGAUUUGUUGACGUUUUGUGUCAUUCACGCGCACAUGUAACACUUCCCGUUGUGACAAAAGGGCAACAAUGGCUCUUUUCGGUGAGGCUAUCGAAGACGAGCGCCAAUGUCAAGCUCGUUUUAGCAACACACGAUAGACCAAAACACGUGAAACGGAGCCUUCGAAGUAAAGGUUUCGGGAGGGGUACUUUCCCGGCUGUAUCUUAUUUAAAUUUGUGUAAAGUCAUUUCCGCUCUUUAUGUAAUCUUUUAUGUUGGAUUUAUGUAUGUUUUAAAGUUACUAAAUCGCGAUUGUGUUUCCUUCAGCGACGACAGUUUUAUUUUGAAAUAAUGAAUCGUUUGCGCUCGGUGGCACUUGACUUUUUAAUACCAAAGAAUUGCAGCUGAUCCAAGGCCGCCUUGCGGGGACACCACAUCCGCCCAUUCAGCUCCAAAAAGAAAAGAAAAACUUCCAUUGAGCGCGAUGACGACACCGGCGAAAAUGUUCCGUGUAGAGAACCGGAUCAGCAGCGUCCCCCCACCCCGCGGCGUCCGGACCGUGGUAGCCCGGCGUUGCUAGCUCCGACCUCAGCCCCGAGAAUCUCUUGCGUUUCCCGGUCCGACUUUCCGAGGAGCACCCGGGAGGGGGAGCCGACCGCCUCCUCGCGUCCGGGAUGCGAACGCCGUGACCGGGGUUGGGAAUCGAGGCCAGUCGGUAGCGGACAUUCCCUCCGGGGCUGCAUGGACGCGCGCCGGCCGCCGGCAGCAUCCGUGGCCGUGGCGCGGCCGCCUCCCCGGUCGGGAUGCUAGCGGCGAGGGAGUGUCUCUGACAUGAAGACCAGGCGAGUUGCGGGCUUGUGUCCUUCGGGUGCGACGCUGACAUUGUCCCCAUGAGCCACCCGCGCGGACCUCGUCACGUACGCGGCCGGCCGUGCGGCGCCCCAGCCCGGCGGAUGACACUCAGCCAGGUACCGGCGGGCCCGGCGCUGGGCCGCCUUCCCCGGGCACGGCAGUAGGAAGCCAGCCAGAAGCCAGCGAGCGCAAUCGGAAAUGGUGUCCCACAAGGUUCUCGUGGCCGUCCUCUUGCUCAACGUGUACAUCGGCGUGCAGUCCGUCUUGUGCUUGUUCGGCGGCGUGCUGCUGUCGGCGGUGUUCGCCUUGGCCUUCCUGAGCGGACCGCGGCUGCUGGACUGGGCCAGCUCGCCCCCGCACCUGCAGUUCAACAAGUACGUUCUGACCGGCUAUCGGCCCGUCUCCUCGGUGCAGGACUGCAUCCGGAGCCUCUUCUACCUGCACAACGAGCUGGGAAACAUCUACACUCACGGCAUCCCUCUGCUGUGCUUCCUGGUGCUGCUGCCGCUCAACAUCCCCUGGUCCCAGAUCAGCGUGACAUGGCUGGCCGUGGUGCACUUCCUGGCUUGCCUGUCGCCGCAGCUGGGCUCGGUGCUCUACCACCUCUUCAUGAACCACGAGGGCGGCGAGCCCGUCUACCACACCCUCCUCAAGCUGGACGUGUGCGGCAUUUGCAUGAUCAACACACUGGGAGCGCUGCCAAUCCUGUACAGCACUUUGCUGUGUUACCCGCUGAUCCGCACGGUGGCGCUGUCCGUCUACAUUCUGUUGUCCAGCUACGGCAUCUACUGCGCGGUGACGGCGCGCAGUAGCGUGCGGCGCCUGCGCUCCUUCGCCUGGCAGGCUCUUUUCCGCUUCUCCUUCUUCGUGCUGCGCUGGGCCGGAGUGGGCGGCGGCAGCCCCACCUCGCUGCGCCACUUCCUCACCAUGGACGCGCUGGCCGUGCUGGGCGGCGUCAUCAACAUCGCCCGCAUCCCCGAGCGCUUCCGCCCGGGCCUCUUUGACUACUGGUGCAACAGCCACCAGAUCAUGCACGUGCUGGUGGUGGGCUCCAUCCUCUACCUGCACUGGGGCGUCCUGGACGACCUGCUGUGGAUCAACAGCUACAACUGUCCCUCGGACUGAGGCCGCCCCGCGUGCCCGUCCGUGAUUUUUCUCCCCCCUUUUUCGUCCGAGUAGUAGAAGACGAUGUAUAGCAGAGGUGGGGGGGGGGGAUUUGAGUCACGUGACUUGGCUCGAGUCAGACUUAAGUCGCUGAUUUCAGGACUUGAGACUUUCUUGGCUACAACUUAGGAAAGACUUGACUUGACGACGACUUGAAUUAAAAUCAACACGUUGAUUGUACGUCUGCGAUAUAGAAAGAACAUAACAGAACAUGUAUUAAAUAGUUUUAUUCCAACCCCCCCCACACGCUUUCAACAUAUUUAAACUUAUGAAAACACACUUUUUAAAGUACAGUGAACGCCUGCAUAUUAGCCGUUCGGAAUGCGUGAAUUCGCCUAUUUUAUUUUUUAUUUUUUUUAAAUAUCCUUUAUUAUUCGCAAAAAAAAAAAAAAAACCCAAAAAAAAAAACAUUUUGCUGAUUUUGUGCUCAGGCCAAAGAAAAAUGUUUUGAUUUGCCACCAUCUUGGUGUUUAGGAACUGCGUUGAAGUGAGUUGAGGAGUCUCAUUUCGACAAAAGUAGGGCUGUGCUGCCAUCAUGCGGCAUCCUGGUGUCAAGGAAGUAUGUUGAAAUAAGUUGAGGAGUUUCAUCUUGAGAGAAAUAGGACUUUGCCACACCAUCUUGUGGCAUGUUGGUGUCAAGGAACUAUGUUGAAGUGGGUUGAGGGAUUUCAUUUACAGAAAAAGGGUUUCGGCGGCAUCUUGGCGGUCAAGAAACUAUGUUAUGUAUAGUCACAGUAACUUGGGACUUGCUUGUAACUUGAAGGUUAAGACUCGAGACUUGACUUACGCGACUUGCUCCCACCUCUGCUGUAAAGUCACACCGCUGAGGUUCCUUAGGAAGUUAGUUAGUGGAUGCGAAUGGCUGGCUGUUCGACGUCGGUGUAGCUACCGAUGCGUCCGUAUCAAUGGCAUCGCGCGUCACCACGUACACAGUAGGGCUGCACGAUAUUGGGGGGGGGGGAAAAUAAAUAAAUAAAUAAAUGACAUGGCGAUUUAUUUUUGAACCCGCGAUAUAUAUUGCGAUGUGAAAUGAUACAGGAUACAGUUGUUGGGAAAGUUCGUUUUCCACGCGGACUGCUUCAAAGUUCAGUUCACCAUUCUAAAAAUGAACGAGUUUAGUUCAUAAUUCAAAAUUUUAAACUGAGUUCACCGGUCCAAAAAUGAACUAGUUCAUAGUUCUUUUUUGUUCUCUCCAUAUUUUGAUGUUGCUGACAGACUACUACCUUCAAAAUAGUGGCAUUUCAUUUCCCCAUUGUUGCCAGCCAGUCAGUCCUCGCGAGUAGCCAUCUGCAUCUUUCACCCAGCCUACAAUUGAAACAAUCGAAAACGUGUUGCUUGAAUAGUGUUUUUUUAUUUAUUUUUUGAUUUUUAUUUUUUAACUGAGGAAUUAAAACAAAAAAAACAGGACUGCCGUCCUUAAUGUGCAUACAAAGGCACGCAACACAGUAUGACAGCAACAAUGGUGAAAGGACAUUGAUAACUUUGCCUUCCAACCAGCUGUGGCCGAAAAAUAAAUUCCAUAUUAUCACAUUGUGAUCAUAGAGUGCUUUAACUAAAGCAUUCUGAGACAAAUAAGAAUUUUCCGAGUAAUUCAUUUUUACAUUUAUUUGUUGGAUGACAAAAGAAUCAAGGAAAAUAGUCAGUCCCAUUUACGCAGUGUCCCUGAACGCACCUCGCGAGCUCGCUCAUCUGCUGCGUGCCAAACCCACAGUAGUUUCAGUGCGAAGAGCAAAAUGGGACACGCAGCAGGUGUACAUUUUUUUUUUCGUGUCCUCUUUCAUAAUUAUCAUACAAGGAGAUAAGUACUCAGCACUCUGGGCAACUCCGUGUGUUGUUUGAAGCGUUAUAAUUUACUGUAAUAUGGGUGCUAAUCUUAUUAGCAUGUCCAAACGGGUCCCUCUGCCGGUCACUUUUAAUAUUACAGUUGAUUCUCUGUAUUUUCGAGUACACCAACAUCGCAGUGGGCCCCUAUUGCGCAACUGUGCAUCGCGACGAUGAUGCUCGCGCAAUAUAUCGUGCAGCCCCAAUACACAGCAUGUUUUUUAAAGUUAGCUCAAAGAAUUAUGUUGAUUAUGUGCAUUUACAAUAGAACAGGACCUUGCACUCGAAAUGGGACAAAAAUAUGCCAUUUCGCAUAUUCCCCAUUCAGUGGCACCACUACAGCGGAACCCCCUAAAGUCAAAUGCAUGCUGCAGCUUUCCUGUGUGGCGUUUCAGUGAAGCUCUGUUAAAUUCUUCAAAACAAGAAAACAGAAGAAAACGUCACAGAUGCGAUUGGAAGUGUGAGUUAAAGCAACCCUGUAAACAGCAGAAAAGUACUUUUCUGUAUUAAGCUUUUUUUUUUUAAACAUUUUUGACUGUCGUACGUGUAAAAAGUAUGUUAACCGCUGUUAAAUAGUUGAAAUCAAGAAAACAGUCUCACAGUUGGGGUUGUUUCAGAUGCACCUUACUCAACUCGUUUUUGUUUUGGACGUUUUUACACGCGUCAAAAACAAAAACUAACUGUCGUAAAAUGUCAAAAGCCAAAGAAAAAGCCAAAAGGACGAGCGUUCGACUUAAAAGGUUCUGCUGUAGUUGUGCUUUUGUCCCGAAAUAAAUCCACAAGAUACAUUACUAAUUUAAUGAAAAAGUACACAUUUUUGUCAUUGUUUAUUUAUGCUUUUUUUUUUUUUUUUUCUUCCACUUCCCUGCGCUUUUAUUUCAGGCCGUAUGUGCGACGUUAACGUUGGAUUUGUCCCCAUCGCAUGAGAGUCGCUAGCGAGUUAGCUUGUGUUUCGCCUCGCGCUCAUUUCUUUGCUCUCAAAAGGGCUCUGAGUCGAUCGAAGUCAUGUAAAUAUCUCAAAGUAUGUAAGAUCAUGUAGGCAUACGUAGAAGCAGUAUCACUUUUAGAGAGAAAACGGACACUAGCGCGGGUAAAUCUAUGCAUAAGUCAAAAACAGGGAACAUGGACGCUCACUCUGUGUUCGCUCCCAGCUCUCAGGGUGCCGUAACAGUAGCUGGAAGGCCAAGCCGAGGCUUCUGUCCGGUUGAUUAUUUGACGCCCUUGCCGUAUAUUUUGGCAUGCAAUGGCACCGCACGGGAAGCGGAACCAGUCCACAAAAUGGCCUCAGGAUGGCACCGCAAACCAAUAGAGUUGUGCUUUUUAAAAAAUAGAAUCGGAAUAUAUCACACGUGCCGGAUAGCCUAUGAGUUUCCAAAGGGAAUCGCUCUUCUAGUACCCAGAGUGAGGACAUGGGGGAACUGCUGCGCCAUGAAGGAGCUCAAGGUGGUGCUGUUUUGUGGGCCGAGUGAAGCGUCGCGCCAAUAAACUGUCUGUGCUCCAGUA